Eucalyptus grandis is the source of this 275-nucleotide messenger RNA. Its product is annotated as 40S ribosomal protein S13-like. Gene Ontology annotation, cellular component: nucleolus; ribosome; cytosolic small ribosomal subunit. Gene Ontology annotation, molecular function: small ribosomal subunit rRNA binding; structural constituent of ribosome. Gene Ontology annotation, biological process: translation. The record is from RefSeq and is a predicted model, not a curated record. NCBI's taxonomy places the organism in Eukaryota, Viridiplantae, Streptophyta, Magnoliopsida, Myrtales, Myrtaceae. The coding region runs from base 1 to 249 and encodes 82 amino acids. The transcript has 3 exons.
AUGCUGUGGUUCUCGUUUGAAUCGUUUGCUAUCACCAACGCCGGCCACGGCUCAGCGACCAUCAUCCAACAGCUGCGCAACAUCAUCACUCAGGUUGAGGAGAACAUCAGCAAGUUCGCCAGGAAAGGUUUGACGCCAUCACAGAUUGGUGUCAUUCUUCGCGACUCUCACGGGAUUGCCCAAGUGAAGAGCAUGACGGGGAGCAAGAUUUUGCGUAUCCUCAAGGCUCACGAUUAUAGCAAUAUCUGAAUAGGCAUCUGAGUACUCCAAGAGCC